Molecule: messenger RNA, 1614 nt
Organism: Camponotus floridanus (Florida carpenter ant)
Lineage: Eukaryota; Metazoa; Arthropoda; Insecta; Hymenoptera; Formicidae
Exons: 1
Coding region: 519-1367 (282 amino acids)
Source: RefSeq, a predicted model, not a curated record
UAGGAUGUAAAUAAUUUAUCCUAUAUUUUCAUCUCAUAGUAAGUAGUAGUAUUUUAAGAUUAACGAGAAAGCUAUAGGAUAGUAAGCGAGAAAUAAUAGUCAGCUUUCAAAAGAUUUAAUAUUCUUACAAAUACAGACGCCUGUCAGAACUUUUUUCAGGUGGCAUUUGAAAGUCAGAUGCACAGAUCGUGAUAUUUGUGUAAGAUAAAGCUCGUCUCUCGGUAGUUUUCUUGUUGCAAGUUCUAGAACUUGAAGGGAUAAAAAUGACGUAGAACUUUUAGCAAAAUAAGCGAAUAAAAAAACACAGUUAUUAAAUCUUAAUUUUAAUUUUAAGUUAAUGUUGAAAUCCAACGACUUAAAUUUUAGAAAAAAUAUAGUCUUAACAACGUAUUGCGUAUCGAUCUUGCUAAGGUAAACGAUAAAAUUAUGAUGCAUCUAUAUAUUUGAGACACAUUAUUAUUUUAAUUAUAUAUAUUGUAUAUUAUAUCUCGUUAAUUAAUUACAAACAGGACUUUAUCAUGUUAGCAUUUGCUGUUCGCGGUGUAGUCCUACUCGGCGUGUUAAGCUGGUAUAGCGCCACUGUAUGGAGGAUGAUCGAUGGUUAUUUCAAGGACCAGUUUCGCGAUUAUUUACAGAACGAAUAUCACAAGCAUCCGCAAAUGAAAGUCGAAGUCGAAAGCAUCAGGAUCGUCGAUAAGAGUCCCGUUCCGAGCGAAUUAACCAUCGAGUCGAGUCUGAAACACGACAUCGCGGAGACCUACGGUCCUGACUUGUCUAUGACUUGUUCGGUCGACACUUGUCAGCAAGCAAUCGGAGCUUCGAGUGGAAAGUCGGAAGAGUCGGUGGCAGGUGGUACCGGCGAAAACGCGGCCGACACCGGUAAAAAGGUAAAGGAGAAGACUUUUCUAGGUCGAUCAGAACUGGAAAGUAGGAAAUCAUUGAACGGCAACGACGCGAAUGACGAAGAGCGCCAACCGAAGAAUGUUGUCAAUCGAAACGGCAAUCAUGAGAAUGAAGCGAUCAAGGAGUCGUCCUCAUGUCGUCUCAACAAGAAGAAAUUAUCGAAAGCGUCGAAGGAAAUCUUGAGAGAAACAUCGCAGGGAAAGUCGAAGAAACGAAGAAUAAAUACAAUCGUUCUGACGGAUGCUGAUUUCGCCGGAGCGAAGAUCAGGAGCGAUGCAAAUGAUUUUUCAGAGUUCGAAGAAGAGGAAAAUCAGAGAAUCCGCGAAGAAGGAAUCCUCGUAUCGGAUUUGCCAUUCAAGCCUAAAGCGGACAUUGGCAACUUGGAUAGGGUUACUGCAGAAGAGUUUUGUCCUCUGACCUUGGAGGACGAGGCUUCCUGCGGAGAAACCACCACGUGGCCAUGACUACGCUUGAUGCACAUCGUUGCAUUGUGGGAUUGAAAGUGUUGGAGACUGCACGAGAAAAGUUAUGCAUUAACAGCGGGAUCUCGAAAGACUAGGGACAUGCUGAGAAGAGAAAGAAAGAGAAAACUGCGAGUAUUAUUAUAAUAAAUCUAUCCAAUCAGUUUUGCAGUUCUAUUAAAGACGCUAAUGAGACAGAUGCAAUAUGAAAAUAUUUUACAUCUUUACGUUUUUAUUGAUAUUUUAUUUG